GGGUCAUCUUCUCGUCUGGUGUUUAGAGAGAAAAGGGUUGAGUUGGGUCUUUUGAUUGUGUUUUACAAAAGAAAUUCCCAUUUUACCCUUCUAAUUUGUAAACAUUUCUACGUCAAGGAAUAGAGGUUAAAAGUUGGAGGAUUUCCUCUUGCUGUGAGUGAGUGAGUUUAGGCUAGGGUAGGCCUAGGCCUAUAAUAAAGACAGCUUUUUGGGAAUGUUGAGAGAGCACUAGUAUACAAAUGAGCGUGGAAGCUAGGUAAUGUCUUCUCCUUUGAUAGCCACGUAUUAUGGCCGCUCAGAACCCUAGUUUGUGCCAACCAGGGGGGCUUACUCGUAGGUCAUCACGUGUUACCGUGGCGACAAAACGCAAACCUUCACCAGAGUUGAAUACAACGCAAGAAUUAGGACAAACCAAGAGAGUUAAAAGUGAGACUCACAGAACUCUGUACAACCCGCCACCGGUGUUUCUUAGUCAAACAAACAUCCCCAAAACUUUAGAUUCAAAUUUUGGACCACGUAAGAGUAGAAAAACAAGAACUGAGCCAUCAGGAGUAACUGUUGUUAACCAGAGUUUGACCAAUCAACCUAAAGAAUCCAGUGACAACACACAGAAGUUUGAGAGAAAGGGCUCCAAGUCUAGGUCCAGUAGUCAUAGCAGCACUUCCUCUGCUCUAAGCUCUUUGUUAGAACAAGCUCCGCAACAGAGCUUGAUCGAAGCCUUGCUCAACGACACCACUCAAGAAACAGGUGAACUGGAAUUCUGUGAACCUAAUUGGAGUAGUAAACAAUCCAUUCUGGACCAGGAGCUCUCAGAACCAGCAGCAAAGAAGACAAAGACAUUAAAGCAGCACAGUGCUGCCAGAAGAAAGAGCUCAUCAAGUUUGCCUCAAAACGAGGUCGCUAUCACUUGUUGUUGUCUGCGUUCGUAUACACGCAAUAACCCUUGCGAGUUUGAAGCGUUGGAUUAUUACAAACCUGCGCGAAAAGUAAUCAAGACGAGUACAGCACGUGGCAAGGUCCCCUCACGGGGAUCAACAAGCCAACCAAAGUCUACCGCAACAGGAUCUGCAAAUAAACAGGCUUCAGAUUCUAAAUCAAAGCCAGACUUGGAAAAGAAAAAGUCCAAGGUAGUCGAAUUGUCUAGUAGUGGCCAGAGUAGCGUAGGUGCUAGGCCACGUGUUGGCAACAGUCAAACCUCAGUGAAGGCAACUACUAGUAGUGCUGGAGAAAGUAAAUCAGGACAGUCUGUACGAUUAAAACUGCGUUCUUCAACAACUAAACAAACGCCAAGUCAUAGCGUUUCCAAUACACAGGCCAACAAAGGCAAAGUAAAGUUUGCAGCCGCUAAAGGUAAAAGCAGAGCCCGAAAUAGUGGUAGUAAAGCAGAUAAUUCGCAUACCAAACCAACAGACAGCACAACGGGCACUUGCGCAAGCACUCGAGGCAGGCGCAGCUCAGGAAUGAGCAAGCGCAACUCAGGAGGAACCGGCCAGUUAGACCCUAUGUCUAGCAAUGAUACAACUAGCGAGGGUGCUAGUAGUAAUGCUCGCAGUGACGAAACGGCCACAGGAGCAGCAGCAUCAGGAGCAAGCGGAAGAAACGGUGCCAGUCUAGCAAGUGCCUUAGAUUCUGAUGGCGAUGACACUGAUAUGGGAAGACUUCAGGCUAUGCUAGAAGCCCGAGGUCUACCACCGGAAUUAUUCCACGCUCUUGAGCCUCGUAUGCAUCAACUUCUUCACCGCAGUAUGGGUACUGGAGUGAGCACUAAAGCCCACCGACUUCUCGGUGGCCUGCAAGCGACUGGCGAUGAGAGUCAGCAGCUUCAAAGUGUGAUUGAGAUGUGUCAGUUACUGGUCAUGGGGAAUGAAGACACAUUAGGGGGUUUCCCCAUUAAACAAGUCGUUCCAGCUCUUAUCACUCUUCUUGGAAUGGAACAUAAUUUUGAUAUAAUGAAUCAUGCAUGCCGAGCUUUGACCUACAUGAUGGAAGCUUUACCAAGGUCUUCGGCUGUUGUUGUAGAAGCUAUACCUGGGUUUUUAGAAAAGCUUCAAGUUAUUCAAUGCAUGGAUGUAGCUGAGCAGUCACUUACAGCGUUGGAGAUGUUGUCACGACGACAUAGCAAGUCAAUCCUACAAGCUGGUGGUGUAUCAGCUUGUCUCUUGUAUAUUGAGUUUUUCUCAAUCAAUGCUCAGAGGAACUCUUUAGCUGUGGCAGCCAACUGCUGCCAGAGUAUGGGACAGGAUGAGUUCCACUAUGUACGCGAUUCGUUGCCGCUACUCACCGGCAGACUUCAACAUCAGGACAAGAAGUCUGUUGAAAGUACAUGUUUGUGUUUUGCCAGACUAGUUGAUAAUUACCAUAGCAACGAUAAACUUCUGAAAGAGAUAGCGGCUCAUGGGUUGCUUAGCAACCUGCAGCAGUUGCUUAUGGUCACACCCCCUAUCAUAAGCACCAACACGUUCAUUAUGGUUGUGCGGAUGUUGUCCGUGAUGUGUGCUAGUUGCCCCGAACUGGCUGUACAACUUUUAAAACAAAAUAUUGCUGACACCAUUAGUUAUUUACUCAUAGGACCAUCUGACAGUGCUAGUAUAGACAUAGAGCUAAUUCCAAGGACACCUCCAGAGCUUUAUGAAAUAACAUCUCUGAUUGGUGAGCUGAUGCCUCGCCUUCCGAGUGAUGGUAUCUUCACAGUGGAUGCAAUGCUAAAGAAGGGGAGCGUACAGGUGCAGGAGCAGGUGGCAUGGCAGUGGAGGGAUGACCGUGGCAUGUGGCAUGCUUACACCAGAAUCGACAACAAGAUCAUUGAGGCUGCUUCUCAGGCUGGAGAGGAUGAGGUUUGCCUGUCCACAAUGGGACGUACUUACCUAGUGGACUUCAACUCCAGUCAACAAAUCAAUGAGGACACAGGAACUACAAGGCCAGUCCAACGGAGAACAAAUCCUUCCGCAUCAAGUUCUUCAUCAGGUUCAUCGGCGACAUCAGAAACUAGCGAUGCAAGAGCUAAUCUACUACAGGAAGAUAACACGCUGGCAUUUCAUUUCAUCAAAGCUUUGUUUGCAAUUCUAUAUGAAGUCUACAGUUCAUCAGCUGGUCCAGCUGUAAGGCACAAGUGUUUGAAAGCCUUGUUGAGAAUGGUGUAUUUUGCAGACCCUCAGCUUCUCAAGGAUGUACUCAGCAAUCAUGCUGUUUCAAGUCACAUUGCGGCAAUGGUAUCAUCUCAAGAUCUGAAAGUAGUGGUAGGAGCUCUCCAGAUGGCCCAUAUUCUAAUGCAGAAGCUCCCAGAUAUAUUUCAUGUGUACUUCAGAAGGGAAGGUGUCAUGCACAGGUUAAAACAGUUGCUAGAAGCCAAGGAUACCAGUCCUGCUAGUACCUCUCCAACCAAAGAGACACCACCAAAUAAAAACACAAAAGAUGGGACCAAAGAAACUGCACCAAGUACAUCUGGCGUAGCAAAUAAUGCAAGUUCUCCAACCCUGGAUGAUUCUUUGGAUCUUGAUAGCCCGCCACAAGGUCGAUUAAGUGAUGUACUGAAAAGAAAGCGGCCACCGAAAAGAACCAGCGCCCGGAAAAGUAAAUAUGCUGCACCAGAAGAAGCCGGCUCUACAACAGAUAGCGCCGCACAGGCUAGAGCCGUAGGUGGGUCAACCUUGACACCGGUGACCUCAAAGACCAGUGCAAGGGCUCUUGUGGCUACCAGAGCUAAGGCUACCGGACACAAUUCAGCUAAGCCAACCGGAGUUUUCCCAAAGUCUUCAUUCCUGGCAAGUUUAAAUCCAUCUCGCUGGGGACGUUCUGGGACAAAUGCAUCAAACGUUAGUAAUCCAAGUGGCUUGGAGAGGGCAUCUAGAGAGAGCUGCCUGCAGCGAGCCAGUAUGCUGGGCCUUAGCACUGUUAACCAGAGUACUAGUAAUAAGGAGAAUAAGGAAAAGAUUAAAGUGUGGAUUAAGCAUCAAGCUCGUAAGUUCCUUGAAGAGCAUUUUAACGAUGAGACUCAAGAUUCAACCCAUCCUGCAAUGAACGUUCUCAAUAAUUUGUGUGCUGCGGUUGAUGCCAUUUCAAUGGAGGACGCAGCUGACCUGAAAGCUCUGCAAGAGAUCAGUACCAUCCUGUGCGACUCUGACAUCUCGCCUUUUGAAGUACUCCACAGCGGCCUCAUCGGGAAGCUGCUCAAUUACCUGACGUUCUCAAGUACUGGUAUAGAAAGAUCUACAAGACAUUGCAGACUGCGCAGAUUCCUACAUGUGUUUCUAAAUUGUCCGCCCCCAGAUUCACCUGUAAUGAAAUCCUUGGACCUCUCUAAUCCACCUCCCUACAUCCAGUUGGUGAAUAAAGUGAACGCAUGUAUUGGUCACCUUGAGCAGUUUGCGGUCAAAGUUCAUGAUCUACCUGGCGCAGGAUCCUCAGGAAGUCGAGGAUCUCAGGCUAUGAAAUUCUUCAAUACCCAUCAACUGAAGUGCCAGCUAUCCAGACACCCAGAAUGCACAACACUGAGGCAAUGGAGAGGAGGUCCAGUAAAGAUAGAUCCACUAGCACUGGUGCAAGCAAUUGAAAGGUACCUGGUGGUUAGGGGCUAUGGCAGGGUACGACAUGAUGAUGAUGACAGCGAUGAUGCCUCAGAUGAGGACAUUGAUGAAACACUGGCCGGUGCUUUCUCUAGCAGUAACAUUAAUAUACAGCAUAAGUUACAGUUUAUGAUUGGUGAUCAUGUACUGCAUUAUGGAAUGACAGUCUACCAGGCAAUCAGACAGUAUGCAUCAAUGGCCGAGGACAGCACAGAUACCGAAGACGAGAGCCACCCAUUGGGACGAGCAGGCAUAUGGGCCAAAACGCAUGUUAUAUGGUACAAACCUUACAAUGAAGACAAGGUAUCAUCAUCUGACACAGUUUCCACAGCAACAGCCACAUCAUCUAAGAAGAGUUCCUCAUCAACAAAUAGUAAGAGAGCAAGUAAAUCAAAAAAACACGACGAAUUAUGGCACGAAGGCAUAGUUCCUGUUGGAAAGUCACCUCUUGAUUUGCAGUUACUUCCGUUACUUCCACUUGGAGUCAACCUUAAGGAUCCUUCUACCGAGUCCAUAGCCUUGCUUUGCGUUCUUCAUGUUCUUAAUCGUAACUGGCAUUGGCUUUAUGAUGGUGCUGUGCCAAAGUAUGCCUUGUCUUCUAAUGAGUUCAUAAGUAGUAAGUUAACAGCCAAAGCUACAAGACAACUACAGGAUCCUCUGGUAAUAAUGACAGGCAACCUGCCCUCUUGGCUCACAUCCCUCUCCAAAGCAUGCCCGUUUCUAUUUCCGUUUGACACACGUCAGCUGCUAUUCUAUGUCACAGUAUUUGAUCGAGAUCGUGCAAUGCAACGACUACAAGAGAACAACCCUGAAAUGAACACGUCUGACUCCAGUGAACGGGUUGCUCCGCGUCUUGAUAGGAAAAAGAGAACUGUCUGUAGAGGAGAUCUACUUAAGCAAGCUGAGACUGUAAUGGAUGACUUAGCAAGUUCUCGUGCUGUACUGGAAGUUCAAUACGAGAAUGAAGUUGGUACUGGUCUAGGCCCAACCUUGGAGUUCUAUGCAUUAGUCUCUCAGGAGAUCCAGCGUGCUGAGUUGGAGCUGUGGCGAGGAGAAGCAGUUCCUCUGAUUGAUCCAAAAGGUUCACAAGCUGGAGUUAAGUAUGUGUUUUCAUCAGUCGGAUUGUUCCCGGCACCCCUAGGAAGGAAUGCUAAAAUGGCAGCUGUUUCAAAGAUUAAGGCAAAAUUCAGAUUCUUAGGGAAAUUUAUGGCAAAGGCACUUAUGGAUUCUAGAAUACUUGACAUUCCCUUGAGUCUGCCAUUCUACAAGUGGGUACUAGGUCAAGAAGGUUCAUUGACCCCUGCUGACCUGCAUUAUGUUGACCCAGUAUUAGCACGAUCAUAUGACCAGCUGCAUGACCUGCUGAGGCAGAAGAAAAGGCUACAUCAAGAUCAGAGUCAGACAGCUACCAGCCUACAACUAGCCCUUGAGAGUCUCACAAUGGAUGGCUGCUCAGUAGAAGAUCUUGGCCUAGAUUUUACCUUACCUGGACACCCAACAAUUGAACUGAAGAAAGGGGGAAAAGAUAUAUGUGUCACUGUUCACAACCUAGAAGAAUAUUUGAAGCUUGUAGCUCACUGGACAUUAGUAGAAGGUGUAAGUCGUCAGUUUGAGGCGUUCCGUGAAGGCUUCCAGUCAGUCUUCCCCUUGGAGCAUUUACAGAGCUUUUAUCCGGAAGAGCUUGAUCAGUUAUUUUGUGGAAGUACUAGUGAGUGCUGGGAUAUUAAGACAUUGAUUGAAUGUUGUAAACCUGACCAUGGUUACACACAUGAUAGCCGAGCUGUGAAAAACCUGUUUGAGAUUUUAGUAUCUUACAAUGGCGAAGAACAGAGACAGUUUUUGCAGUUUGUUACAGGAAGCCCUAAGUUACCGGUUGGAGGUUUCAAGGCGCUAAGUCCACCAUUGACUGUUGUUCGUAAAACAUUUGAAACAUCUGAAAACCCAGAUGACUUUCUACCGUCAGUUAUGACAUGUGUCAACUACUUAAAGCUACCGGAUUACUCGAACAAGGAAUUCAUGCAACUGAAGCUGUCAGUAGCUGCCAAAGAAGGACAACAAUCCUUCCACUUAUCUUAAACACCUUGUGCUGAACCUGUCAAUCAAUCAGUCAAUUAACACCUUUCGACUUCAUGGAUAUAUUACGGAUGACAUUUACGCUCGUCUACAAAUUGGAAAAGUUUAGUUUUAUUUCAUCAACCAAAAGCAAUCUACAAAUGCGAGUAUUGUAGGAGUCUGUAAACAGAUCACUACAUUGAGACUACGAAAAAAUACUUUGUUUUCUCGAAUCUACAUCAUGUUGGUGCUUGGAAGUUUUAUCGGUGACUUAACAUUCGUCAUGUAUUGUUGGUAGGUUGUCUUGUAAACGUGUUUGUCAUUUUACCUCUGGCUUCAACAUGGCCAUGGUGCAUAUUGAACUAUUAAGGAAUCAAUCCAGCUUUGGAUAAAUUAAUACUUGGUGGUUUGAAAUUUAUCAACUUUGCCUGUGGUAUAUCCAACCAAUUGCAAGGCCAGCAUAGAUUUCUGCUUGAUCGAUGGUCCAUGCAGGAUGGUCAUAGUCAGUUAUUUGAUCUGAAUUUUAACAAAAAUGUCAGUGCAUAAAUUGCAAAAGCAUAUUAGAUAAUAGAGUACAUAGCCAGCAGAAUUGUGGAGUAUAUCGUAGACAAUAGAACAUAUUGACUAUGUUUAGAAGACAUUAUUUCAAAUUGUCUCCCUAAUUGUGCGCAUUGCAAGACAAUAUCCCAUUAUCUGAUUCAUCGUUUAAGCCUGUAUUUGCAUUCUUGCACAAAAUCUGAUAUUUAAGAUUGGAAUAUUCUUGAGGCACCAGGAGACAUUUUGUAUUUAAUUUUUUACCUUAACACACAAUGUCUUUUACAUAUUAUAUAACCACUGCAUUCAAAUUAAUGUCAGGAAUUUUUGCUCUGGAUUUUUGCAUUAUUCAUCAGUUAAUAUUAGUGAUGGAUAUGUGAUCGUGAACAUUUGUGUCUGCUGGACGUAGUAUAAUGCAAAUCAGUUGUCAAUAUUUAUGAUUUGUAACUAACACUAAGACAAUUCAAACUUGAGUAAUAUUUUGAUUGUGUUCAACUUCCAUAGAAGUUGUCUUUAAUUUUUCCGAACAUCUGUAAAUAGGCAAAAUCUAAUAAAUGUUAAUAAUAUUCAUGUAAUUUUUGCCUUUACUUUGAAUGUUAUGUAGCUCAUUCAGUUGUAAUUAAAAUAUGAUUUGCAUUUAAUCAAAGGAUAUCAGUGUAUUUGUCAUCCUAUUUAUAAUGAUAUUAAAUGUUGAUAUCAAAAUUAUAUUAGAAUUUGUAAAGUGUUUUGUAGAAUGGUUAAAAAGGAGCACAAAUGUGUUUAUACUACUAUAGUGGCAGAUCCCAAUUGGGCUUGGGUAAAGUAGAUUCUAUCCCCUUCACUCUUUUUUUUUUUUUUUUAAUAUCGUAAAUGGUUACUGGCACAUGCUGUGUCAUGUGCCUUUACAAAAAUUCCAGAAUUGUUCGACCACACACUAUUUUCAGAAUACUUAUGAAUACUGUCACAAAGCAAGUGUCCUUUAGAUUAAAUAUUGUGCUAUUUUUUAACCCCCUCCUACAUAUCUACCCACAACCAUACACCAUUUGUCAGUUUUCCCAUGUUGACCCUAUUCAAUAAUUUAAACAAUAAUGCAUUAUUGACCAAAUGUAUCACUGGUUUACACUAUUGAUUAGCAACAAUUGACAACUGUAACAUUUUAUUUAUGGUAAUGUAAAAAAAAGGGGGGCUUUCAAAAUGUCACAUUUUGUAAUAAGAAACUACAAAAACAUUCUGGAAUAAUAUGUCAAAUGAUUGCUUGUUUGUUGGUACCAAUACCCAUUUGUAAUGUGAUGAGUGCUGGUGUUUAUUUUACCUGGACAUAGUACAGUAAUUUACCUUUUGGUGAGGGCUCUGUAUCCCAACAACCAGGUUAUCAUAAACUUGGAAUAGUGCUGUAUACAUAUAAGCCUAUUUUCAAAAGCAGCAUGCAGACAGUAAAAAGAUUUUAGUGGGCAGUACAAUCCAUUUACACGGUGUGCAACAACAAGGUUUGUUUUGCUCUUGCAUGCUUAGUAGGAGAUAACUGAAGUUACUGAUUGGUCAAAAUAUUGUCUGUCAUGUAACAUUUAUUUUCUGGAAAUAUCAAUGGAACAAUAUUAAGCGGCAUUUCGCUUAGACAAGCUAAUGUUCAGUGUGGAUCAACAAAGCAAUAUUUUAUAAUAUUUUUUUUCUGUUGCAGGCACAUGUUAUUGCUGUCUGUGUAAAUAGGCCUUCCGAAUUCACAGAUUUCCAUAUUUAUCAAUAAAGUGAACAAGUUCUGUUAUAUGUAAUGAUAAAGCGCCCUCUUGUGGUAAAGUGCUUUCAGUUUCAUACAUCUUGCAUGGUGGCCACUGAAUUAGAAUUCUGAUAUAUAGUAUGUACCUAAUGUGAUAUUCAAGUGUUUGUAUGUUUGAGCUAUGUAUUAAAAUAAUGUGGUCAACAGUUUUGUUUCAAAGUUAACAGGAACAUUUAGAAGGUAACAGUAACAAGAGAUAGAAGUCAACAGCCUGCCUUAAAAUUUUCUCCAGAAACUACAAAUGCUUUUGAAUGUUAUUCAUGUAUGUCAUAUUAUCAUAAAGUUAUUAACACCGUUUUAUUUCAAGAAUGUAUAGACGAUGUAGUGAUAGUACUUCAGAGGCUAGUUGAUAUGUGUGGUUUCCUCGUUGUUUUGUUUUUGAGAAGUGUUAAAUUACGGACAACAUAGUACCACAGAUUCAAUUAAUACCAUUAACAAGUGUUAAAGCCCUUUGUAUAUAAAUGGCCAGCACCAGAAAGUAUAUUUAUUGUUAUUGGCAGAUUAUCUUUCUUUGUGACAAUUAGAAGUAUAUAGCAUCUAUAAUACAAAAAGAAACAAUUUGUUAUAUUCUUAGAAAAUGUAAGAACAUUAGUUUAAUGUAUGGAGGUACUGUGUAACAAGCAGAGUACAUACUGUGUUACAUUUUGGUUGGGUCGUCGCACUUAAGAAGCUGCUUAUUAAGUUCGAACAUUUUUUUUUUUUCUGUUAAUGUGUAAUGACGUUGCUUCAGUUGUUAAUAAAAAGUCUACCACCAUGGUGGAAGAACAACCAAA
Anneissia japonica is the source of this 9674-nucleotide messenger RNA. RefSeq names its product E3 ubiquitin-protein ligase TRIP12-like. NCBI's taxonomy places the organism in Eukaryota, Metazoa, Echinodermata, Crinoidea, Comatulida, Comatulidae. The record is from RefSeq and is a predicted model, not a curated record. The transcript has 38 exons. Gene Ontology annotation, biological process: DNA damage response; proteasome-mediated ubiquitin-dependent protein catabolic process; regulation of double-strand break repair. Gene Ontology annotation, molecular function: zinc ion binding; ubiquitin protein ligase activity. Bases 288 to 6638 code for a protein of 2116 amino acids. Gene Ontology annotation, cellular component: nuclear speck.